GAAUACUGAAGAUGAAGCUAGAACUUUGAAUCCUGAUGGAGUUAUGCAGACAUUGACUGCUGCAGGGUUAUGAUGAGAGAGGGAUAUACACAGAUAAGACAUGCUGAAAAGAAGGGACAUCUUAGCACUCUUUUUUAUUUUAUUACAGUGGACUUUACUGAUCACAUUUUGGCACCAGCGUGCUGGCUACCCGUUGAUUCCAGUUCCUAAAGGGAUGAAGUAUGUCCACCAGCGCCCUCCACCCUGGUCUGACACAUUGCCAACUCUUCACGUAAUAACGCCAACGUACGGUAGACCCGUCCAGAAGGCUGAGUUGACCCGGCUCACUAACACCCUCCUGCACGUCCCCAACCUUCAUUGGCUGGUGGUGGAGGACUCAGUGCAGAGGACAGCGCUGGUGUCCAGAUUGCUAGAGAACACGGGACUGAAUUACACCCACUUGAACGUAGAGACGCCUGAGAAUCUCAAGACACAAAAGAAGCCCAGAAAUGUACGUUUCCCACGAGGCACCAUGCAGAGGAACCUGGCUCUGCGCUGGCUCAGGGAACACAUCAAUCCAAACUCCAGUCAUAAAGGAGUCGUGUAUUUUGCAGAUGAUGAUAAUACUUACAGCUUGGAGCUGUUUGAGGAGAUGCGUUGGACUCUUAAAGUGUCAGUCUGGCCUGUCGCCUUCACUGGAGGUCUCUUGUAUGAAUCGCCCAAAAUCAACUCUCAAGGCAAAGUGUUCGGCUGGAAGACGGUGUUUGACCCUCGACGACCUUUUGCCAUUGACAUGGCCGGGUUUGCCGUGAACCUUCAGCUCAUCCUCAGCAAACCUCAAGCCUGCUUUAAGUUAAAAGGGGUUAAAGGUGGAUACCAGGAAAGUAGUCUGCUACAGGGCCUGGUCACCCUCAGUGACCUGGAACCCAAAGCCGCCAACUGCACAAAGAUACUGGUUUGGCAUACCCGGACAGAAAGACCCUUGCUUGUAAAUGAAGGAAAAAAGGGAUUCACGAGUGGCAGCAUGGAAGUAUGAUGAACUACUUUCAUGAUGUUUUUAAACCCUGGAACAGAAGUAAUAAAACGUAUUGUUUAUUGCACUGAAUGUAAACUAUCGGAGACACACUAAAGUAUAAAUGACUUAGGCUGGAAUACACU
Molecule: messenger RNA, 1137 nt
Organism: Sinocyclocheilus grahami
Lineage: Eukaryota; Metazoa; Chordata; Actinopteri; Cypriniformes; Cyprinidae
Product: galactosylgalactosylxylosylprotein 3-beta-glucuronosyltransferase 1-like
Exons: 6
Coding region: 101-1015 (304 amino acids)
Biological process (GO): chondroitin sulfate proteoglycan biosynthetic process; carbohydrate metabolic process
Cellular component (GO): Golgi membrane
Molecular function (GO): galactosylgalactosylxylosylprotein 3-beta-glucuronosyltransferase activity
Source: RefSeq, a predicted model, not a curated record